Trametes versicolor FP-101664 SS1 is the source of this 1137-nucleotide messenger RNA. RefSeq names its product NADH:flavin oxidoreductase/NADH oxidase. Lineage: Eukaryota; Fungi; Basidiomycota; Agaricomycetes; Polyporales; Polyporaceae. Bases 1 to 1137 code for a protein of 378 amino acids. The record is from RefSeq and is a predicted model, not a curated record. Gene Ontology annotation, molecular function: NADPH dehydrogenase activity; FMN binding. The transcript has 6 exons.
AUGGCAACUCUCAGCGAGCCUGUCCCCAAGCUUUUCCAGCCCAUCAAAGUCGGGGAUAUGACCCUCGGCCACCGUGUGGUCAUGGCGCCGCUCACGCGCGGACGUGCAACGAAGAAGCACGUCCAUACGGACCUCGCGGUGACCUACUACGCUCAACGCGCCUCCGUCCCCGGCACCCUCAUCGUCGCGGAGGCGACCUUCAUUGCCCCUCGCGCGGGGCUCUACGACCACGUGCCUGGAGUGUGGAACGACGAGCAAAUCGCUGCGUGGAAGAAGGAUAGUAACGCGAUACACGCAAAGGGGUCAUACAUAUACCUUCAACUUUGGGCGCAUGGCCGCGCUGCGGACCUCGCGGUGCUGAGAGCAGAAAACCCCGACUACCCGUAUGUCUCGUCGUCGGAUAUUCCGCUGUCAUCCGGGAAGAAUGGGGAGAAGCCGCGUCCGCUUACGAUUCCAGAAAUCAAGGAGUACGUCGAGACGUACGCGCAGGCGUCUCGAGACGCCGUGUUCAGCGCAGGAUUCGAUGGCGUUGAAGUCCACUGUGCACAUGGGUAUCUGGUCGACCAGUUUAUCCAGGAUACCUGUAACAAGCGGACGGAUGAGUAUGGCGGUUCGAUCGAGAACCGGUGCAGGUUCGCGCUCGAGGUCAUUGACGCUGUCGUGGAGGCCGUUGGACCGACAAAGACAGGCUUCAGGCUUAGCCCAUGGAGCACGUUCCAAGACAUGCGGAUGGACGACCCCGUACCGACCUUCACCUACCUGGUCUCCGAGGUCGUAGAGACCCAUCCCGAUCUGGCAUUCAUCCACUUAGUGGAGCCUGGCGUGGGUGGGGGCAGCGAUAUCGAAGCCAAGGCGGGCGAGUCAAACGACUUCAUUCGCAAACUGUGGCUCCCGCGGCCUCUGAUCACUGCGGGUCGGUACACGCGUGAGUUAGCUAUCGCCCGUGCUGAGGAGAUUCCGGGCGAGCUUCCUGCAUUUGGACGGCUCUUCAUCUCUAACCCUGACUUGCCCCUGCGAUUGCGCAAGAAUCUGCUGUUGACCCCCUGGAAUCGGGCUGUCUACUAUACACCAGAGGAUCCGCAUGGGUACACCGACUACCCAUUCGCAGAGGAGAAUUGUGAGGAACGGGGGGUGUAG